Paramuricea clavata is the source of this 6444-nucleotide messenger RNA. The record is from the annotation of a GenBank genome assembly. Lineage: Eukaryota; Metazoa; Cnidaria; Anthozoa; Malacalcyonacea; Plexauridae.
AGAAUCAAAACCAGAGGAAAAGAUAGAUGAGCAGCAACCAAGUGGUUCUUAUAAUGACAACCAUCAGGUGAACAAUUAAUUAGAGUGACAAUAUCUAGUUUUGAUUUAUAUACAAUUUACUUCAGUAUAUCGGUUAAAUUUAUGUACCAUUUAAAACACGCCUAGGAGUGUUUUGAAUAGCUUCAAACACGACUACGAUAGAUGCCGUUCAUUAGUUAUAUAAAGAAUACUAAUUAGGAUGGACUUUUAUGUAAAGAAUACUAAUGAAGAUGAGUUUUAUAAUCAUGUAUAAAGCCUCUUCACGUGGCAUAUUAUAUCGUUGACAUGAUUUGCCAAUAUAUAAGCUUAUGAAUUAUUAACGAGUGUUUGAAUUAUAUAUAAUUUACUUUAGUGUGUCGGUGAAAUUUAUAUAUAUUUUAAUAUAGAAUUGUGAUACUAAGAUAUGAUUCGAGUGCACAUUACAUAGAAGUGCGUCUGAUUAAGAUAUUAGAAACCGUAGAAUUAUGGCAGACUGCUAACCACCAACCUCAAAUCAUAUUUUGAGGUCAACUGAACUCUUCGAAGUUAGCACAAUUUGUCCAUUAAAAUUGAAUCGUAAAUUAGCUAUACUUAGCCCAUCGAAAACUUGUAGAAUUUACUUUCAAAUGCGAUUUGAAGUUUGUCGUGUGCCGUUAGUUCUCUGCCGUAAACGUCAAUCUUCAGCUCUCUAUUUAACAAUUAGUUUUUUGGGAAAAACAAUUACUGCUCAGAGCAGUUUGAGCAGUAACUAUUGCUGAAAUUAUAAUCUUUUAAUAAACUGUUUUAAUGAUUGAGUGAAGAUUACGCAAUGCAUUGUGAAAAAUGUUACAUUGUGUCGAUGUAAGGAAUGGUGUAAGGUCUUGUUGACAUGAGACUGGAACGAAGUCAAAUCGGGAUGAAAAUUUUCACUAUGUUCACGUGAGGUCGGUGCGAAAAUCACAAAUCUUUCAAUUUAUCCCCCUUGGCCGCCAUUUUCAUUUUUUACCGUGCUUUUGUGAGCAUGCAUUGUUUCUAAGUCACGAGAACAGCCGGGGCCGGUCUGAAAUGUAUUUGUAUUUACAUUCUUUCCAAGGGAAAAUCACAUGAAACCAACAAGUUUUUCCUCGUUUCUACCAUUUCAAGUCAACCACAUCAUACAUUUAAUUGGGGAGAGAAAAUCUCUGCGGUCUGAAGAUAGUCGGUUCGGUUCAGACCGAUCUGAGCAAUUUUUCGUCUUAUCUAUUAUAAAUAAUGCUAUGAACAAAAUGAAAUCGUCUCGGAUUGACUUCGUCCCAUUCUCAUGUAAACGGAGCCUAAAACACGUGGAAGCUAAUUUAUUUUUAUACAAUGAAUAUAUAUUUUGGUUAUUUUUACUAAUCGUGCUGUCCAUUUUUAUUACUAACAUCUAACAUUGGUUUAUCUAUGAUCUUACAUCAAUUAUUUACUAACAUUGGUUUAUUCAUCUGUGUGUCCAGGAUUUUUACUAAUACAUACUAAACUAAUUAACGUUGUUUUGGUAAGUGUGUGAAUAUUUUUGUUUUUAUCGAAGAAAGUUGUAGGUAGUGUUAAUUGAGUGGAGUGGAUCGUUUCUGUUGUGGAUUAAUAUUUUCUGUUUUUCUGAGCUGUAAUUUAGUUGAUAGUUAGUUUAUUGACUAGUUGGUAGUUUAAUUAGUUUAAAUAGUUAUCAUUGUUGUAAUUAGUAAUAGUUAGCCACUUCGUUUGGUGGGUUUUGAAAAUUGUUAGGUACUUCGUUUGGUAGUCAUUUAAUUUCUUAGAUAGAGAGGAUUUCUCGAUCACAUUUAUUAAUAGUUGAUUCCAGUUAUAGACUAAGUUUUGAUCAAGGCAAGAAGAACGAAAUACAACACCACAGCUAGAAAGAGCGUCUUAGAAUAAAACGGCAAAGGUUGCUAAAUGUUGUAAAAUGAAGAUAAUAUAGCCCUGUGAAGUUCGCAAAUUUUGUAUAUAUUUGUAUUACGCGCGGUAAUAAUAACCACUUUCGGUUCAAAAAUGGUUAUUUUUUCCGCGCGUAAUGCAAGUAUGUACAAAAUUUGUGAACUUCACAGGGCUAUAUUUUCCUCAUUUUACAACAAUUCGCAACCAAAUUUUGCAAUUUUACUCAUUUUAAGAUGCUCUUUCCAGCUAUGGUAAUGACUUCGUCUUCUUGUCCAGAUCAAAAUUUCGUAUAUAGCUGGAGUCAUCCAUUGAGCUCUCCCCAAUAUGCCUCCUUGAAAUUUGCCAGAAAUGUUUAAGUCCGGGUUUACAAUAAGUAUCUAAUUGGAGAAAUUGUUUGUUAACCGUGUUAGCAUGGCUGUUCAUGACAUAAAGUCAACAUUUGAUUUACACACGUAAAAAUCUCACAACUUGUCAACAAGAUGUGUUCGCAACAGACUUGUAGUGAGGUUGUCAACAAGUUGUAACAAUGCUGUCAUUUCUUGACAAGUUGUUGAAUUGCAGGACGAUAAUAAAUUGUUGAAACAACUUGUAACAAGCCUGUGUUGAGCUCAACAACCUUGUAGCAAGUUGUCAACAGUUGACAAGGCCGUUGACGACUUGUCAACGAGCAGUGGGAACACACCUGUUGACAAGUUGUUGGAACUGCACUGUGUAUCUGUAAAUAAAAUUGCCCUUCAUAAACAUAGUUCUAACGCAGUUUUUUCUCUCAAUUAUAGUCUGAAUCUAGCAGAAUGGAGACCGAGAUCACCGAAAGCGUGGAGGAAUUUUUGGCUAGUAUAUUAGACACAGCAGUCGACCAAGUUUUGAGAACGCACCUCGCAGGGAGAGAGGUCGAUACUUUGAAUAUCAAAAGCAAUGGUGCGGAUGUAACUUGUACAGAAGGGAAAGAUGCAAUCGGGUCAACUGAGGUCAUGAGCGACAAUUUGCUUGGCGAAACCACAUAUACAUCGAAAUAUUGUAGUUUGGAGGCUGAAAAGAUAUUUCAAGUCGAGACAAAUUCUAUAGAGGAUGAAAUUAAUGAAGAUGUUGUUGUUGAUGAAGAAGAAUUUUGUGCAGCAGAACUAGAAAUGAGAGAAAUAGAGAAAGAGUUGGAAAACGUUCUAGAACAUGUCGAGCUUAAUGCCGAGGAAGGAGAAUUUUGUGAUGAAGUUGCUUCUGGUGAUUCCAAGCAGAACGGCAUUUUCGAUAGCACUGAAGAAGAUGAAGAACAAAUAGAUGAGCCUACAGGUCAACUUGAGAAUGAAACAGUACAUUUUGAGAGAGAAAAGAACGAAGAUAAUGGUAUCGUAACCGAUAAGGAUCAGGAGUCGUUGGUAGAUGAACAGAAUGAAAAGAUAUGUAAUCGUGAAAAUGAAGAAAAAGAUGCAGAUGAUUAUGCCGUACAUGAUCAGGUACUUGAAAUGGACAACGGAGAACUUCGAGCAGAGGAACAAACGAAAACAGUUACGAAGGUAGAUUGUGAUCUUCAGAAUGAAGUCCUGGAAGUUUCAUCAGAGGAACAAACUAAACCAGAUACGAAGGUAGAUUGUGAUCUUCGGAAUGAAGUUCAGGAAGUUUCAGCAGAGGGACAAACGAAAACAGAUACGAAGGUAGAUUGUGAUCUUCAGAAUGAAGUUCUGGAAGUUUCAGCAGAGGAACAAACGAAAACAGAUACGAAGGUAGAUUGUGAUCUUCAGAAUGAAGUCUUGGAAGUUUCAACAGAGGAACAAACGAAAACAGAUACGAAGGUAGAUUGUGAUCUUCAGAAUGAAGUUCUGGAAGUUUCAGCAGAGGAACAAACGAAAACAGAUACGAAGGUAGAUUGUGAUCUUCAGAAUGAAGUCCUGGAAGUUUCAUCCGAGGAACAAACGAAAACAGACACGAAGGUAGAUUGUGAUCUUCAGAAUGAAGUCUUGGAAGUUUCAGCAGAGGAACAAACGAAAACAGAUACGAAGGUAGAUUGUGAUCUUCGGAAUGAAGUCCUGGAAGUUUCAGCAGAGGAACAAACGAAAACAGAUACGAAGGUAGAUUGUGAUCUUCAGAAUGAAGUCCUGGAAGUUUCAUCCGAGGAACAAACGAAAACAGAUACGAAGGUAGAUUGUGAUCUUCAGAAUGAAGUCUUGGAAGUUUCAGCAGAGGAACAAACGAAAACAGAUACGAAGGUAGAUUGUGAUCUUCGGAAUGAAGUUCUGGAAAUUUCAUCCGAGGAACAAACGAAAACAGAUACGAAGGUAGAUUGUGAUCUUCAGAAUGAAGUUCUGGAAGUUUCAUCCGAGGAACAGAGGGACGCAGUUGGAUGUGAAGGCGAAGACGUCGAUCGAAAGGAGUACAUUACAACAGAUGAAAUGGCACCAGAGCAUGGUCCAGAUCAGGGCGAUGAUACAAGCGUUGAUACUGAAGGUCAGUCAAUUACUCAUAAUGAUAUCAAAUCUGAAGAAGGAAGUCCAUGCACAGAAAACGAUGAUGGUAAAGAAGAUCAAGAAAAUGCGGUGGAAGUGUUGGAUAGCGCUGAUAAUAAUAACGAUGUUGUAGAGCAAGAGAGAAAUAAUGAAAGUGAAACUCCUUUUGUCCUUGAUGAAGAAAAUCGAUCUGGCGAUGAAGAAAAUCGAUCUGGCGAUGAAGAAAAUCGAUCUGGCGAUGAAGAAUGUAGCAGAGAGAAUGUUUUAUUCGUGUCCGAAGAACAAGUUGAGGAGGAGAAAGUUGAAAACGGAAAAGACAAAUCUGAUAGUAACGAACACGACAUUAAUGGAGCAAGCAUUUCAGAGCAAGUCGAAUCUCGUGAAGAGACUGAUGAAGAGUUGGAUACGAUCCUUCAAUACUCCAGUACAGAGCAACCUUAUGACGGGCCCGAAAUCAUGGAAAAUGGUAGUCUGCAUACACCAGACACUGAAGAUGAGAGGAAAGUUGAUGAACUGGGCGAAAAUAAUGAGGAAGACAAUGAUGGGUGUUCCAAGCUUUGCGAGGAGAGAAGAACCGAAGAUAAUGCUGAACGAUCUGAUGAAUGUAUUUCUUCUCAAAGCAUUUUGUCAUCUGCUAUCAUUGGAGAUAGAGCUGUGCAAGAGUUACCAGUUGACAAGCAAGAAUCUAAAGAAAACGCCGAUAAUAUAAGUACUGAGGUUUGUUAUUCUGGAUCGUCUAAACUCGACGCUCACACCGGAAGUGUAAAUGGACAGUCGUCUAAAGCAACCGAUUCAUCUGGUUGUAAGGAAGAAGAUUUUGACAACCUUGAACCAAGCGUUGACACUGAAUUGGAGCAAUCUGUCCAGGGUGAUGAAAACAGUUAUGGAAAGGGUGCAAGUAUUAACGGCUCCCUGGAACAACAUGCAGAUAGUAAUCCCAAAGUCAAAGUUGUUGAUAAUGGGAAUGAUGUUGAUGAGGAUGUUGAUGAGGAUGUUGGGCAAUGUGUGGAAUUGGAUAAUACCGAGCGAACAAGCAGUGUUGAUAAACUUACAUUAACAAAAGCCGUUUUAGAUGCUUUGGUUAGCGAUGUUGUUUUGCGUGAGGAUGUCUUGAGUGGCAAUGAGGAUGAUUUAGAUAUUGACUAACUUUGCAUUCAGAACAAAAUACUCGAUUAGAAAACGAUUUAUAUGGUGCACAGCUUAUUAAAAAUUCAGAGUUAUUUAUUUAAGAAAGCUUAUAAUUCCACUAGCCUUUGGACGUUAGUUUUUGUUUGAAGAAAAACUUUGUUUUGACAGUUAAAAGAACUGCACGAAUAUUGUUGAGUUAGGCCUAGUUUUGUUUUGUUAUAAGAGAAAAAACAUUGUAUUUUAAUUAAUUUAAUAUAUAAUAGACUCUUCUGUUUAGUUUUAGUUAAUGAUUAACGGAGUGAUAGCUUAUACUUGUAAAUAUUGAAAUAUUUCGGUUGUUUCGGUAGUUUUAUUGAAAUUUUUCAGCAUAAUCAGCACUAUGAUACCUUACUUCCCAUCAUCCCCUGCAGGCAUAAACUAAAAGCUGGAAUUCAAACGAGAACCGGCGUUGUAUGAGAGUUGACUGGAUAUUACUGUCAAACGAGCAAAAAUAUCAAGAUUUGAACCAUCUCAAAGUUCAAGAGAGUCGAAUUUGGUUUAUACCCUCGUGUUUCGCGCAUUAUAGGGUUAGGGUAGGGUUGGUUGUGGGCAAUUAUCGAGAUUUUGGGCAUCCUAGCCGAUUGACGUUUUGGUAGAUUUAUAUGCAAUUUUCAGACCCAAACGGGAGCACUUGCGGAAAGUGCAACAGUAGAGAUUCUAGCAAGAAUCGACCUUGCGAUUCCGGUGCAGCGCUCUAACCAACUGGGCUACAGAGUUAGUUAGAGUCUUUAUUUCAAGAGGGUAGUACGUAAUAGUGCAAAAGUACUAAUAAACUUGUAGCCCUCUCCUUGAGUCCAGUUGUUAACCACAAGUUUGUAUUUAACAUGUUAUCACGUGUUAAUCAACUAUGUCAAUAGUUUUCUUUUUAGUAUUUAUAAAGAUCUGGCAUUUUAAUAGCUGUCAAAUGGCACCUUUAUGGAAUAAUUGCAAUAAAAAAUGACCAAAUGCA